Molecule: messenger RNA, 4062 nt
Organism: Psylliodes chrysocephalus
Lineage: Eukaryota; Metazoa; Arthropoda; Insecta; Coleoptera; Chrysomelidae
Source: the annotation of a GenBank genome assembly
UACAAGAUUACCUUUAUUUUUUAGUUAGGACUGUCAUUAUUCUCAUGUAAUUUUUCAGUAAAAUGGGUGAUUCACCUAAGGAUCGCAGACCCCGUGACAAGGACCGCCCCCGCCGCGAUAGGGGUGGUCGCAUGGAUAUCAGUCGAGACCGCAGUAAUGAUAACAGAGGGGGUGGUGGUAGGGAACCCCGCAGCAUGAGGUCCUCUCAAAAUAGAGUGUUUGUAUCAAAUAUUCCAUAUGAGUAUCGUUGGCAGGACAUCAAGGAUUUAUUUAGGAGUAAAGUUGGUGAUGUUGCUUUUGUUGAACUCUUUGUUGACGAUAGUGACAAGCCUAAGGGCAGUGGAAUUGUUGAAUUUUCUGACUCGGAUGCGGUUUCAAAAUGUUUGGAGGUAAUGCAACGUCACGAAGUAAAAGGUCGCAAGCUUGUUGUAAAGGACGAUGGAGGCGUGACUCGUGACAAAUCCGGUGCCAUCUUGGGCGGCAGAAGAAACAACAACAACCGCGACAAUGAUAGGUUUAGAGAUGAUCAUCAUCGUGGUGACUUGGGUAAUAGCUUGUCUCUGAGAAACAACGAUGAAUCAAAAUGGGGCAACACUUACGGCUUGAGUCCCCAGUUUCUUGAAUCUUUGAAAAUUGAUCCCCCGCUAAAUAAUAAAGUGUUUGUGGCCAAUUUGGACUACAAUAUAGACAAGAAAAAGCUUAAAGAAGUAUUCCGACUAGCUGGUCGCGUUAUUGGCAUAGACCUGCCGCUAGACAAGGACGGUAAGGUGCGAGGUUUCGCUGUCAUCGAGUACGACCAUCCCGUAGAAGCUGUCCAAGCAAUUUCCAUGCUCCAAGGUCAAGUUUUGAACGAAAGAACUUUGGCGGUUCGCAUGGACAGGGUGAAUGAAUCUAUGAAGUUGCCAGACGGGUUGCGCUCGCUCGGCAUGGGAUUGGGCCCCAAUGGGGAACCUUUGAAGAAUGUAGCUCAUAAUUUGCCAUCUUUGAGUAAUAAUAGUUCAAGUUCCGGUGGGGUGGGUUCUGGAAUUUUGGGGGCAGUUCCCAAUAAUUCUUUGCAAUUGGCUAAUGCUCUGUCAGGUCUUGGAGGUGUCGGUAACUUAGCCAAUCUGAAUAGUUUGCAGUCAUCAAAUUUUACCGGUCUUGCUAAUACGUUGUUGGGAAACGGGUUGGGGGCUACUGAUCUCUCGUCGCUGGUUCAGAACCCUCUCGCAGCCCAAAACACAGCGACCCAUCAACAGCUCGCGGCCUUGGCCGCACAAAAUACCAAUUCAAACAAUUUGGGAAGUUUCAACAACCGAAGCUCAGCGUUAGAUUUAAUAAGAUUGUUAAAAACGAAUCCAUAAUCAACAGUUUUCUGAUGCAAAUAUAAAUACAUCCCACCUACCUAUAUACAUCAAUCAUUGCCAGCAAAUCAGUAUCCAUGAAAUUGUAAAGAUCAAGCAAUGUCGGUACAAGUAUCUGUGAAUACCAAUAAAUUUAGAAUAGGAAUUAAAAAUUGAAGCAUUCAGUGGGAAAAAAAAGUUAUUCAGAAAAAUGUAUUUCAAGAUAAACUGGCUAUAUAUUGUGAGUGGUGCAGUCACAAGAUAAUUCGAGUUAUAGUAUAUUGACUUAUGUAAGUUUUAAUUUCAGUGGGUCUACUUUAGAUGAGUUCAGAAAAAAAAAUCUUAACAACAUCAAAUUAUUUGAUUCAAAUAUAAAUUUUCCCACUGAUUAUAUACAGUGUGUCCACUUAAGUUACCUUAACCUUCUAACUUCAUGCAUAAUAAUUUUACAGGAGAAGCAAAAAACCCUUUCAUGUAGAUAUAAGUAGUAGAAACAAAAUAAUUAAGGGCCUCCUUUAAAGGAACUACUGAUCUAAUUUAUUAUCAGUAAUGCAUUUUGAAAAACAUUCUAUUAUAAAUGUUUUUUGUUUACAUUUUGGAGUUACAUGUUAUACAGGCUUAACUUUUGUGGAGGGAAGCCAUGUAAUGUAUGCUAUGCAAUGUAAUUUUUCAAUUUAAGUGCUAGGUUUUGACAGGUAAAAUUAGAAAUUAAUAUAUUUUAUUCUGUAAAUCGUAAAAUGUAAAAACAUAUUUGUUUAAGAAGUCUUUUAACAAAACUGAAUAUUAUAACACUAAUGCUAAUUAGGUAGAAUUACAUUUUUUAAUUGAAGGGAAUAACAUGAUAAGCUGUAACAUUAAUUUAAUAAGGAAACACGUCUUCAAAGGUUAAAAUAAAUUUCUAUAAAUACUACAACUUUGUUAAAAUGCAAUAACUUGAUUUUUUGGCUACUUAUGGUAUUUGUUGGAGAAUUUUCAUUUAGUUCAAGCUUUUGUAAUUUUAUUUGUCAUGAAGUAAAAAUUCAUUUACUUUAAAAAGUGCGUCUUAACACGUUUUUACAAUAUGCCCUUCAAUCCUUGUAUAUCCUCAUUUUUUUAAGUUUAAGACCAUUUAAAACAGCUGCUUAUUAUUUGUAACAAAUCAUUGUUGAUAAUACUUAGGGGAAGGGGAGGAGGGGAGCAAUUCACCCAACCACUUACAUUUAGAGGGGAGUGAAGUGACUUAUCCUUUGGAGGCCCCCGCUUUUAGUUUUUUCUAUCCCUUGCCAUUUAGGCAUGGCAGAGGAAGAGAAGGGGUUUUUAUUUUGUUUUUCGUGCGCUUUGUUAUCCAUCCAUGUAAUGGGUGGCACAAAAUUGAUCAAAUGCAUUUGAUCUAAAAAAAUAUUUUAUCAAAUAAUUGAUAAAAAAAAGAAAAUGAUCGAAAAGAAAAUUAAUCGAAAAUAUAUUUGAUAGAUAAAGCAAUUGAUUGAAAAAUCCAAUAUACAUUAAAUUAGUAAAAAUAAAAAAAAUUAACAAUUCGUUUACCUUACCUGUGUGAAAGCAAUCAGUUAAAUUUAAAUGACUCCACGCCGCACAGGUUAGGUAAAGUAGUUACGAUUUAUGUGAAAAAAUAUUUACCUAAAAUGUCCCGUCGGGAGACAACUCGACCUUACUAAAAUGCAUAUUUUGUGUAAAUUAAUCAUUCAUAUAGCACCAGGAAUUAUCAUCGGAUAUCAAAUUUUUACAAUAGUAUACGAGGUUAAUUUUUUAAACAAUAGCAAUAGGGUGCAUAAAUGAAUUAUUAAAUAAAAUAUUAAAUUACUCUUAAACAUUUUAAAAUUAAAAAAGCGGUAGAUUCAGGUACCUUUUCUAUUCAUUCUCUGAAAAAUGUGAAGAUAUUUCUCAAUAAACAAGUGAUACUGGUUUUAACUGAAUAUCUCCAGUAAAGCGUUUAUUUUAUUAUUUUUUAACCAUCCUGUUAAACUGAAUACUAAUUUAUUAAAUUUCAGGUGAUAAUAAUUUUGGCAGCCUGCAAUCUCAAAACAACCAGAAUUCUUUCUCUAGCAAUUUAGGAGGAGGAAGGAACUAUUCCGGUGGAGGUGGCAACCUCGGUGGAAAUAACUUCGGCAACAACUUCGCUAAUAACGGCGGAAAUGGUUACAACAACCGAUCCGGCAUGGACAACAGACAAGAUGGGGGUGGAGGAAAGAGUUUUUCCAAGAAAAUUUUAAUCUCUAAUUUGCCUCCUACUGCCAGUUACAAACUCCUGAAUGAAAAGUUUUCUGAAUUUGGGGAAGUUCAGGGGUUUGAAGAAAAAGGUCAUGGUAGUGUUCUCGUAACUUACGGAUCUGACUGGCAAGCUGAGAGAGCGAUCAAAAAUUUGGACAAAGCUCGAAUAGAUGGGCGCAUGAUUGAUGCAAGAUUGUAUUUUUAAGUCAAGAUAUUUAAUUUAUCUUCAUUGUCUAGUAUAAAAUAUCAGUUACAAUUAUUUGUGUACUAUGUGAUCCAUUUUUCAGUCAUUAUAGUAAGUGCUGUAAUUGAAUUUUUAUGAAUUGAAAAAGAUGAUAAAUUUUCGACUUACAAUUUUUAAGAACACCUUAUCACGUGUAUGUUUCGUUUUGUUCACACAUAAAUAAUUUAAUUUCAAGUAUUAAGUGUUUACACGUAGUGUAUGUGUUAAUUUUACAAAUUAGACGUUUUAUUUUUUAUUAUCAACAUAUUUGGUUUGUAACUUUAGACCUAAAUUAAAUAAAUACUUAGGGAA